This is a messenger RNA of Strongyloides ratti, 330 nucleotides long. RefSeq lists its product as hypothetical. The record is from RefSeq and is a predicted model, not a curated record. The coding region runs from base 1 to 330 and encodes 109 amino acids. NCBI's taxonomy places the organism in Eukaryota, Metazoa, Nematoda, Chromadorea, Rhabditida, Strongyloididae. The transcript has a single exon.
AUGGAAUAUUUUGCUUCAUUUACAGAAAUGCUCAUCGUUGAAAUAAUUCCGGAUGAUGAAAUUUCUGAAUUUAUAAUCAUGCUUAUGAUGUUGUAUAAUAGAUUUUGUUCAAAUUUUAAUUACAAUAUUUUACCAUUGGAUAAUAUAAUUUAUACCAUUGACUGGGCUGUAAUUCAUCUUAUAGAUGUAGUUCGAGAAGAAGGUAUCGGACAUACUAUAAAGAAUACCUUUAUUUAUGACUUUGCAAAAGAUCUUACAUUAAAAUUGGGUACAGUUUUUUUUUUGAUAAUAAUAAAUUACUAUCAAACAUUACUUUUACUUGGCCUAUAA